CUCACCAAAACAAAAUGGCACAGAACACGAGAGAACUGGCAGCAAACAAAAACUUGACACAAACAGCCCAGCCUGUGUUGUAGUUUUGGCAAGGAAAACUGACGUAAUCUCAUUUUAAUACUUCUAAUCUUGGUUCUUUGGACAACACUGAGUCCAUGGAUGCUGAGGUGCUGCACUCUGCUCAAGCAGAGCAUGGCUCACUUUUGCUAAGGCAGCUAGAGAGGAUGAGAACAACUAAGGAGCUCACUGACGUGGUGCUGCUAGCUGAAGGGAUCCCCUUCCAUUGCCACAAGGUGGUGCUGUCUGCAUUCAGUCCUUACUUCCAGGCCAUGUUUACAUGUGGUCUGAAGGAGACGCACGGAGGAGAAAUACCGCUCAGAGACACUUCUGCACAAAGCUUAAGGCUGCUGCUGGACUACAUGUACUGUGGCGAGCUCCCACUAACAAACAACAACAUCCAGGGAGUGGCCGUUGCUGCCUUUCUGCUACAUGUAGACGGAGGCUUCAGGUUGUGCCAGAGUCACAUGGAGGCCUGUAUGGACCCGUCAAACUGUGUUGGUCUGUACCACUGGGCCAGGAACUUGGGAGCAACUAGCCUCGCUGACUGUGCCUUGCGAUAUCUUUGUCAACACUUUUCACAGGUUUGUGAAGAAGAAGAAGUGCUAGAGCUGAAUGCUCAAAGUCUUGGGGAACUGCUUGGCUUAGAUGACCUUAACGUAUCACAGGAGGAGGUUGUUUUGGAGCUGGUGCUGCGCUGGGUGGAAAAGUACAGGGGUGACUCAGAAAGGGAAGCCCAGGCUGUGGAGUUGCUCAGGCAUGUCCGACUGGAGCUUGUGGAUCCUGGAUUUCUUUGUAAAGCAAGGAGGAGAAACCCGGUGCUUCUGCGGGAUACUGAGUGCUUUGGGAUGAUUGAUGCUGUUCUCCAGACGUCAGGUCUCUGCGAGGCCGCAGCUCCCCCUCGCCGAGCUCUUCGCUAUAGCAUGGAGACAACAGAUUUGCUCCUUUGUUUGGGUGGUGUGAAUAAGGAGGGCGUCCCUGCGCGGCGUGGAGGACUUGCUGACCUCAGUUUUUGCUUUGACCCCCAUGCUAGGAAGACUUACUACAUCCCCUCUCCCCUGAGGGGCUGCAGCAUAGUGGGACAGAUCACAGCAGGCGCAGUGAGCCGAGAAAACAUCAUAGUGGUGGCCGUAGAAGCAGAAGACCAACAUCGAACGAAGGGGGUUGAUAUCUACAGGUAUGACAGUUCAGAGGAGAACAGCUGGGGGAAGUUGUGCUCAGCAGCUUACAGGGACAUGUAUGCUUUAGGGCUCAUAGGAGAUGCUCUCUAUUUAAUCGGUGGUCAGAUGAAAGUGCGUAAUCACUACGUCAUCACAGACAGCAUGGAGCGAUGGUCGCUGAAGAGAGGAGGCAGCUGGCUCAGCUUUGCUCCUCUGCCUCUUCCAUUAGCCAGUCACUUUGUUGUGACACUGAAGGAGCAUCUUUAUGUGCUGGGGGGGUGGACACCACAGGAUCACCCUGACGACGAGCCUGACAAGCUCAGCAAUCGUGUGUUUCAGUUUGACCCCGGCAAAGACAGAUGGACAGAGUGUGCCAGCAUGAAGUACUCCAGGUACCGCUGUGGGUCAGCUGUACUCAAUGGAGAGAUCUAUGUAUUAGGUGGUAUAGGAUGCGAUGGAGAGGACCGUGGGCAAUCGCGUCGUUGCCUGAGCUCCGUGGAGAUCUACAACCCAGAUACAGACACCUGGAGACCAGGACCAACCGUCCCCACAUCCCUACUUUCCCUUCGAACGAACGCCUCCAACGUAGGAGUAGUGGAUGGAAAGCUCUAUCUCUGUGGAUACUACAAGGGGGCUGGCCGUCAUGAGAUCAUCACCAAGGAACUUUUGGAAUUGGACCCUGCAGACAAUGUGUGGACAGUUGUGGAAAGACGAGCAGCCAUGCACGACAGCUACGACGUCUGUCUGGUGGCUAAUCUUAAUCCUCGAGAUCUCUUCACACCCUAAUCCAGCUCCUGCUGGGCCAGUGUGUGUGGAAAGUAAGCGUCUAUACGCUAAACCCGGAAAGUCUCAUUCAAAAAAGCUUUAUUCACUCUUGGUAUUUGGAAAAAAGAAUAACCAGAUUAAUUUUCACUAUAAUUAACUAACAACUUAUUUUUUUGCUAUAUGAGUAUCCAAAGUCAAACUUUAGAUAAUGCAGUUUUAUGUUAUAUAUCAAUGGGACAUUAGCUGUAAUUAAAUAUAUAUUGUGUUGUAUGAUAUGUUCAGUCAAAAGUCUGUUUGUUACAUGUCUUGUCCAAGCAAUAAAUUUUACCUGUAAAUGUAAGAAUAAAAGAAAAAUCAACA
Messenger RNA from Maylandia zebra (zebra mbuna), 2342 nucleotides. Its product is annotated as kelch repeat and BTB domain-containing protein 12. The record is from RefSeq and is a predicted model, not a curated record. Lineage: Eukaryota; Metazoa; Chordata; Actinopteri; Cichliformes; Cichlidae. Gene Ontology annotation, molecular function: protein binding.